AUGUCGCGUUCAGCUCGACGUCCAUUAUGUCAGAUCUGCUCUUCCAACGAGUCCAAGUACACAUGCUCUGGGUGCCACGUUAUGUACUGCUCGGUCCCUUGUUAUAAGGAACAUAAAGGUGCCUAUUCUCGGCUUUGCUUCCUACCGAAUUCAAAAGUCAUAUCUACAGAUGUCGAAGAACCGAAGCUGCUGCGCUCACUGGCAUCCCUUAAUUGGCCUUACGUCCCAGAACGAAGUGCAUAUCCCGACCCGUUGCAAAGAGAUGACCCCAAGCCUCUUCAAUUGCACCAAUAUGAAGCUAUAGCCAUGUCUCCGAAGAUUCGCAAAGUGCUAUCAGAUCACCCAAAUCUCCCUGUCCUCCUGACAUCGAUCGACAACCUCCGCGGCGGAAAUCGUGACCUUGCCCUACAGCGUGCUCUCGGCGUUAUGGACCCUCAGUUUGUUGACCGAACACGCCCAGUACAAUUAGAAGAGGACGUCCUCGCUUUAAGGGCUCUCGCAGAAGCCGUGGAAGACGCGGUUAGAGGGGAAAAGAAAGAUGCACUAGGCCUCAACUGGGGGGACGACUGAUCCUCUAUGGCGACAUAUCCACUAUAUUCAUUCUUGUAUGGAAGAGUUCGGCUAUCUCUUCAACGCUGUCGUACAAUCUCCUCAGUGGCCAUAGGAAGGGACCCGGCUUAUGGACCGUCAAGCCCUUAGUCUGGAAGGAUAUGUUAGGAUAUAUAUAGACUUGCAUAUAACGAAUAACACAAUUAUUCGUGCUUGACCCUUUACGUCUAACUCUAUCGUCAUUAGAAAUGGAGUAUACGCACCUCAGGAGUCCUCAAUUUCCCAACCUCGGGAAAGUGAAGACCGCCUGUAUGCCUAUCCGUUUUUCCAACCCUUGAUGAAACGAAAUUCGUCCUUCAUCUUUGAAUCGUGUCUGAAGGGGAGAUCUCUCGGAGAUUACAGAAGAUCUGUGCACUAAGAUGACGUUUCGUUAUAUGAUGUACUUCCGUAGAUUUGAG
Guyanagaster necrorhizus is the source of this 1007-nucleotide messenger RNA. RefSeq lists its product as uncharacterized. The transcript is spliced from 5 exons. Gene Ontology annotation, biological process: box C/D snoRNP assembly; maturation of LSU-rRNA from tricistronic rRNA transcript (SSU-rRNA, 5.8S rRNA, LSU-rRNA); snoRNA localization. Bases 1 to 570 code for a protein of 189 amino acids. NCBI's taxonomy places the organism in Eukaryota, Fungi, Basidiomycota, Agaricomycetes, Agaricales, Physalacriaceae. The record is from RefSeq and is a predicted model, not a curated record. Gene Ontology annotation, cellular component: pre-snoRNP complex; nucleus.